This is a messenger RNA of Entamoeba dispar SAW760, 1161 nucleotides long. RefSeq lists its product as uncharacterized. Gene Ontology annotation, molecular function: protein binding. The transcript has 2 exons. The coding region runs from base 1 to 1161 and encodes 386 amino acids. The record is from RefSeq and is a predicted model, not a curated record. NCBI's taxonomy places the organism in Eukaryota, Evosea, Mastigamoebida, Endamoebidae.
AUGCAACACAAAUUGUUAAAUCUAUUCCAAUUACCAGAACGUGCUUUAGAUAUGAUCCUUUCCAAUUUAAGUAAUGAGGAUUACCUAAAAAUGGUUGAGGCUUAUGAAGAAUUUAUACCUCAACAAAUGUCAUUAUCAAGAUUAAAAUAUAUUUUUGGUGAGAAGAUUAAGAUUGAAGAAAAGUUAGAAAAUAGAGGAUGGCAUUACCUUAUUCGUAGACUUAUUAAACAAGCACACCCACAAGCGUUAGUUUCUAAUAUAACUGAUAAUAGAUUUUUUACUGUAUCUGGGAGAAAAUACUCUCCUACAAGUAGUAAACAUAUGGAGAUGUGUACUCAUAUCGGUCAAUAUCCUUUUGGACCACAAAAGAUGGUUGGUAUUGUAACAAAUCCAAACAAUGAACGUAUCAUUCUUGAAUCAAAUAUUUAUUAUUUUGAAGUGACAUUUGAUAAAAUAGAUAACCCAUUUGAAUAUACUUUUGCUAUUGGACUUUGUCCAUUACGUUAUAAAAAAGAUAAAUUCAUUGGUUGGGAAGAAAAUUCUAUUGGAUAUCAUUCAGAUGAUGGUAAAAUGUUUUACGAUAGUCCAAAAGGAAAGGCGUUUGCAAAACCUUAUGGACAAGGAGAUACAGUUGGUUGUGGGUUUGAUGUUACAAAUCAUAUUGUUUUCUUUACACUAAAUGGAGUUAGUCUUCCUCUUAUUCCUGUAAAAGAAAAUGCUUUUUAUCCUGCUAUUAGUUUAAGAAGUUACAAAGAUUUUACUAUCAACUUUGGUGAAGAACCAUUUAAAUAUGAUGUUUAUCAUUUUAAAACAAAAGAAGAAAUUAAGGAGGAUCAUACAGAAGAUCAACUUAGUGAACAACUCUCUGAAAAACCAAACCUUUUUUUCAACUCCAAAAUGUCAAAUAAGUUAUUAAAUUCAGAAGAUAAAAAUAUUGAUUCAAAUAGUUUCAACCCAACUGGUUCAAAUUGUGAAAGGUUGAAUAAAGAAAAAAUAAGUGAAGAUGAUUCCAACAGAAACAGUUCUGAUAGUGAAGGAUCUGAGGAUGAAGAAUUAGAGGAAUCAACUGGUGAAGACACUGACGAAGACACUGAUGAAGGUCUUGAUGAAGGUCUUGAUGAAGGUCUUGAUGAAGAUAUAAGCAGUAUUUUCUCUGAAUAA